Molecule: messenger RNA, 3420 nt
Organism: Pipistrellus kuhlii (Kuhl's pipistrelle)
Lineage: Eukaryota; Metazoa; Chordata; Mammalia; Chiroptera; Vespertilionidae
Gene: FAM161B
Product: FAM161 centrosomal protein B
Exons: 9
Coding region: 99-2072 (657 amino acids)
Biological process (GO): cilium organization
Cellular component (GO): cilium
Source: RefSeq, a predicted model, not a curated record
AUAUACAAAGGGGCGGGACUUAGCUCACCCAGGUAGCGGCGCCGCCGCCGCAGUCCCCGCCGGGGUCGCGGACGCUGCGGUCGAGCACCGCGGACGAGAUGACGGUGGGGAGGCGAGCGGGAGCCCCCGGCGGCGCCCGGGACCUGCAGAUAUUUCCGCCCAGAUCCUCCUCAGACACGGAGGCAGAAGAGGAGCAGCCUGGGUAUGGGCUGGCUUUGCCUGGGGCUGGAGGACUCGAUGAGCUCCUCAGCCCAGAGGAGACAGAUUCCACUUCUCCUGACUCAGCUGGGAGCUUUUAUGAGACCCUGCGAGCCCUGGGGCAGAAAGGCCGGUGGUGCCUGUCGGAAUCCCUUCAUCCGUCUGACCCAGGCAGUGAUGGGAGCCUCUCUGAAGACGAUGAGGACCUGGCGAGUUUCUUCCAGAACAAAGGCAGCGGGGAGCCGCAGGUCCAGCGCCCCCCAUCGCCAAGGUGCGGCUACCCACGGCGCUGCAGCUCCCUGAGCAGCCUGCCCUCCGACAUUCCCAAGGCUCAGUCCCAGGCACCCACAGGCUCCCGGCCUCCUUCCCAGCACAGAAGCCUCAGCUCCUGGGCAUCCUCCAUCACUGUUCCCCAGCCGUUCCGCAUGACGGUGCGCGAGGCCCAGAAAAAGGCCCAGUGGCUGGCCUCGCCUGCCUCCUUCGAGCUCGAGAGGCAGCAGGCCCAGAGGCAGGGCCAGGAGGAGGCCGAGUGCCACCGGCAGUUCCGAGCACAGCCCGUGCCUGCGCACGUCUACCUGCCCCUCUACCAUGAAAUCGUGGCGCGCAGCGAGGCCCGAAGGCAGGCAGGGAUCCAGAAGAGGAAAGAACUGCUGCUCUCGUCUUUCAAACCCUUCAGCUUCCUGGAGAAGGAGGAGCAACGGACGGAAGCCGCUGAGCAGAGGGACCUGGCCGCCAGUGCUCAGGCUAAGGCCUCCAAGCCGACUGCCUCGAGAAGGAUCCCCAGGUCCAUUCUGGAGCCAGCUCUCGGGGACAAACUCCAGGAAGCUGAGCUCUUGAGGAAAAUUCGCAUCCAAAUGAGAGCCAUGGACAUGCUCAAGAUGGCCUCCUCCCCCGUCAUCUCCUCCAGUCUCAGGGCUGACCCACAGCUCCGCACGGCCACCCGGACCUGGCAGGAGAAGCUUGGGUUCCUGCAGACUGACUUCGGGUUCCAGCCGCGGGUGAAUCCUGCCGUCCCUGACUACGAGGGCCUCUACAGGGCCUUCCAGAGAAGAGCUGCCAAGAGGAGGGACACCCGAGAGGGGACUCGCAACAAGCCCUUCUUGCUGAGAACCGCCAGCCUGUGUCACACUCAGCGGCCCUGUGAUGCUGCCGCCGCUGGAGGGAGGAAGGACUCCCCACAGCCACCGGCUGCUCCCCGGCCCAGGAGCCGUUCUCUGAGUGGCCUUGCUUCCCUCUCUGCCAACACCCUACCUGUGCACAUCACAGACGCCACCAGGAAGAGGGAAUCCGCAGUCAGAAGUUCACUUGAAAAAAAGAACAAAGCGCAAGAGAGUACUCAGUGGUUGGAGAUGCAUAAAAAGAAGUGUCAAGCAAUGUCCAAAUCGGUGACCUUGCGUGCAAAAGCCAUGGAUCCCCAUAAAAGCCUGGAGGAGGUAUUCAGAGCAAAGCUGCAAGAAAACCGGAACAAUGACUGUAAAAGAGCAAGAGAGUAUAAGAAAGAACUGGAGGAAAUGAAAAAGAGAAUACAAACGAGGCCAUAUCUCUUCGAACAAGUUUCCAAGGACCUUGCCAGGAAAGCAGCAGAACAAAGGUAUCAAGACACCCUGAAGCAGGCGGGGUUGGAUGAAGACUUUGUGAGGAACAAGGGUCAGGGCGCCAGGACCGCACAGGGGAAGGCGCAGUUGGAAGUGCAUGGCUGUCCCAGCACCCACGAAACUACAAAACUCGGCAUCAGAAACCCACAGCAGGAUUUAGAAGAGCCUCGGGAGCAGCCUGCGAGCCCCAAGGAGGAGCAGGAGGAGCUGGCUUAUGAAUCGCUAGAUAGUCUCGAACCACCUGCCGAACCAGUGCACUUAAUUACUACUUCUCAAUAAUAUUAGCAACCAAAGUGAGGUCAGAUCAAGGCAAGGGAAAACUUGGGUCUUGAGUCAUGGCUAUUCUUGGAGAAUGGGGAAAAGUAGCAGAUAUCAGGGAAUGGUUCAAGUAAAUCAAAGUGAAGCUCAGGGUGGAGGGAACAUACCUGAGCUAAAGGUUCUUACUUUGUGCCCCACACUUAAAUAUUAGGGACAGAAAAAGGGCACAAGCCCCAAGGCUAGUCAGAAAAUAAAUGGGUUGAAUGGGCUGGCUGUAAGGGAGUAGGGGACAGUAGAGCUGGAGUCUCUGCUGGAAUACAGGCCUCGAAUUGCCAGAUUAACUGCAUUUUCAACAGAAACCAGAAUUACUUGGAAAUACUAUACAGGCAAAAUAAAACACUUGGGGGAUGAUAAGUUUGCAACCUCUAGUACAGGGUUUCUCAGCCUCAGCACGAUGGACAUUCUGGGCUAGAUGAAUCUUUGUUGGGUGCAAGGACAGGGAGUCCUGUGCAAUGUGGGAUGUUUGCUGGCCUCUAAUCACUAGCUGGCAGUAAUGUCCUCCAGUUGUGACAACCAAAUAUGUCUCUAGAUAUUGCCACAUGUCCCUAGGAAAGUUGGGAGCAAAAUGUUCCCAGUUGAAAACCACUGCUCUAGUAUAAGAGUGAAACCACAGGAAGUAAAAACUGGCAUUUUAAGAAUACAAGUAAUACAUGAACUCAAUCUACAUAGCACGAUUAUACUUGUCAUUAACAAAUUGAGAACUAUAAUUUAAAAAAGCAGUUCUUUCCUGUUAUAUAUUUAGAAUGUUAUCUGUGAGCAUGUGUGUGUCAGCAUGAGGUUCACUUUAAAUAAAUCUGACAGCCAUGAUUUUCUACUAGUAAGUGAUCUUUGGAAUACUUCUCACUAACUAUAAUUAGAUGUUUUCUCAGUAGCUGUAGAGACAGAAUAAUAGCAAGAGUGCCUACUCUAACAGAAGCACCUUUCUCAUGUGUUUUUUUAACUUUCUGGGAAAAUUCAUUGCUAAUUUUCCAGACUGUCAUGGUUCUUUCUGGUGAGGACAGAGUGACACUUGGGCAAUAGCUAUCAUCUGGGUUUGGUAGUUAGAGAUGAAGAUAUUCAUGUCAUGUUCCCCAAGACUCCUGAGCUGUCUUACCUGCAUGGAAUCCUAAGGGUAAAUCAAUACCUUAUCUUAAAGGUGAAGACUGAACUACUUUCUUAAUCUUCUAAGAGAACAAAUUCUGUCUAAAAACAAUCCAAAGAACUGACUGGGCUAUUUUGUUUAUUUAAAGGGAAAACAACUGUAGUUCUGAAUCAUGUGAUUUAACUUAAAAAAAAAAAAAGCCCUUUAAACAUGCUACUGUAUGUUCCA